Messenger RNA from Striga asiatica, 1987 nucleotides. The record is from the annotation of a GenBank genome assembly. NCBI's taxonomy places the organism in Eukaryota, Viridiplantae, Streptophyta, Magnoliopsida, Lamiales, Orobanchaceae.
AGGGGGAAAAACCGGCUAUAAAUCUUACCACAUAGCAUGCUAUAUAUCUUGAAAAAGGAAAAGCUCUUUUACCAACGCUCUCAAGAGUUGAAAGAACCGCCAAUUGCAGAUGAGCCCCAAAUCAAAACCCUAAUUCGAUCCCCAAUCUGUCGCGCAUAACCAAGAACAAAGGUAAAACAAGAAUGAAAAUGGAGGCGUGGGUACCACUAUUCGAAAUUUUUCUAAAUUCACCGUGCCCCGAGAGCGAGGCCUCACUAUGGCUACAGAAGAACUUCAAUCCUUCGUCCAACUCAACUCCCAUUUCAACUGCCUCUCUCAUUUCACUGCUCACAAGACCAGUUGACGAUUCUUCUACUCAGGGAAAAAAGGUUGUGAGGAUAGAGACUCUGCCAUUUACGGUCCAAGCAAGGAUUUUCUCGUUUCUUGCUUACGACCAUCGGAGGUUCUGCAAAAAGGACCUGUGCAGGCUUGCCCGAGUUGUGCUGAGUGGGGAAGGUGUUCUCGAUUUCUGGGUCAAGAAAGCUGCCCACCAGCUGCUCGAUUUAUUGCCUGUGUCGAACAAUAAAUGGAUUUCUCAUUUGAAUUUGGACUCUGAGGAAGAAAACACAAAGGAUGAGGAGUUGUUCAGCUCGAUGCCUGACUGGCUCAAAGAUGCCGAUAAAGAUGGCGAGCGGAUGUUCCCAUGGCUUCCUAUGUUGCCGGACGAGUUUAACGAGAAUAUACCCGAAAGCACUGAAGGCGAUUUUCAAGUUGACAUGGAUGAGAGUAAUCAAGAAUUAGAAUUAGGUGAAGUGGUUCGUGAGGUGAAUAUGGACGAAACGAGUCUUAGCGACCCUAUAGACGAGGCAGUUGAGAUAAAGGCGAAAUCUUUGAAAACCCGGCUUCGAAAUCUCGAAUCCGCCCCGAAUGCUUCGGAAUUGGCGAAAGAUAUUCGAGAGCUUUGUUUACAGACCAAAAGGGGUUCUUUGGUAAUUUUGACCUCAGUCGAGCCAUGGGUCGUGGAUGACGAGACUGCAGCCGUUUUGAUUUCUCAUUUGUGCAGCACGAAUGAAGUUUUGAAAAAGCUUGAUUGGCCGGCCCAUGUCUUGUGCUCGUUUGUCCUUCCCAAGUUUUUAUCCCUCAAAGAGCCGUCUUCUCGUGUUUUAAUGAUGGCAGUGAUAGAAUACUGCAAGGCACACCAAAGGGCGGCUGAGUAUGCGCUUUUGUUUCCGUUGAUUUUACGAAAAGAGGGCUUAAAUAGUCCCAUAUGUGACGUGAUCACUAGAAUCGUGAAAGAUUGCUUGCACCCAGCCCAAGUUUCCGCAUUUUGCCAGAAAGUGCUGUGUGGAGAUAGAAAUGAACAGAGGUUCGUGUGUUUGGCUUGCCACAGGUGUUUGAUUGGUGAAGAUUUGGUGUUUACGGAGUAUUUGUUUUGCCUUUGGCAAAACAUCUUGAAUUGUAAUGUUCGUUUGACGCGGGAUUCUGUUGAUGAGCUUGUCAGACGGGUUUGUGAGUUCAGUGCAGUGUAUUCCAAGUCUUUGCGAUUUGGAAAUUUCGUUUUGUGCCUGGUGAGCAAGUGCGGUGUAUUCGUGAAACCGCAUAAGUGUGUAUUGACUGCAGCUGUUGAGAAAACUGAGUCCUUAGUGACAAAAUCGAUACUGUCGAAAUUGUCUAGCUUGUGAACUUUUAUCUUUUUCCUUUCUCUUUGUUUUUUUCAGGAGUCCAAAGGUUUAGGAAAGAGUUCUACAUGUUAUAUUAUGUGUUAGUUUGUUAAUUAAUCAAGCAAUAGCAAGUCUAGUCGUUGUCCUGUAACCCGAGUUACGAGCCAUUGAGGCUAGACUCUCUGAAAAGCGAGAAACUCAUCAAAGAUCAAAGAAAGAGUUAAAACGGAUGAUUAUCCUGUUACACCCUGCCUAUCUUCUUGGAACUUGGAAGGUGAAGAGUUGUCUUUUGCUGAUUUUCAAAUAUAAAUGGGAAAAUUUAUUAAUUCAGCCCAAAGAUAAAUGAG